This is a messenger RNA of Saccharomyces cerevisiae S288C, 1272 nucleotides long. NCBI's taxonomy places the organism in Eukaryota, Fungi, Ascomycota, Saccharomycetes, Saccharomycetales, Saccharomycetaceae. The record is from the annotation of a RefSeq genome assembly.
AUGGCAUUUAGAAAAUCAAAUGUGUAUUUAAGUUUAGUGAAUAGUUAUAUUAUUGAUUCACCACAACCAUCAUCAAUUAAUUAUUGAUGAAAUAUGGGUUCAUUAUUAGGUUUAUGUUUAGUUAUUCAAAUUGUAACAGGUAUUUUUAUGGCUAUGCAUUAUUCAUCUAAUAUUGAAUUAGCUUUUUCAUCUGUUGAACAUAUUAUAAGAGAUGUGCAUAAUGGUUAUAUUUUAAGAUAUUUACAUGCAAAUGGUGCAUCAUUCUUUUUUAUGGUAAUGUUUAUGCAUAUGGCUAAAGGUUUAUAUUAUGGUUCAUAUAGAUCACCAAGAGUACUAUUAUGAAAUGUAGGUGUUAUUAUUUUCAUUUUAACUAUUGCUACAGCUUUUUUAGGUUAUUGUUGUGUUUAUGGACAGAUGUCACAUUGAGGUAAUAUAAAUAUCGCCUCAAAUAUAUUUAAUAUAAUAAAACUAAUUUAUAUAAUAAUGUUAAUAUUAUUAAUUUAUAUUUUUUAUACGAUUAUAAUAAGACAAAUAAUAAAAACUAAAGAAUAUCUUAUAUUAAUUAAGAGUAUAGAUUAUAUUAAUAAAAAUAAAUAUAUAAUUAAUUUAAAUAUAACAAAUAAGAAAGAUAUAAAUAAUAAUAUUGGUCCAUUAAAUAUAAACAUUUUAUCAAUUAUUUAUGGUUCAAUAUUAGGAGAUGGUCAUGCUGAAAAAAGAAAAGGUGGUAAAGGAACAAGAAUUGUAUUUCAACAAGAAUAUUGUAAUAUUAAUUAUUUAUAUUAUUUACAUAGUUUAUUAGCUAAUUUAGGUUAUUGUAAUACUAAUUUACCUUUAAUUAAAACUAGAUUAGGUAAAAAAGGUAAAAUUAGACAAUAUUUAAAAUUUAAUACAUGAACUUAUGAUUCAUUUAAUAUGAUUUAUUCAGAAUGGUAUAUUAAAAAUAUAUCUGGAAAAGGUAAUAUUAAAGUUAUUCCUAAAUCUUUAGACAAUUAUUUAACUCCUUUAGCUUUAGCUAUUUGAAUUAUAGAUGAUGGAUGUAAAUUAGGUAAAGGUUUAAAAUUCACAACUAAUUGUUUUAGUUAUAAAGAUGUUCAAUAUUUACUUUAUUUAUUACAUAAUAAAUAUAAUAUUAAAUCUACUAUUCUUAAAGGCAAUAAAGAAAAUACACAAUUUGUUAUUUAUGUAUGAAAAGAAUCUAUACCUAUUUUAACUAAAAUUGUAUCUCCUUAUAUUAUUCCUAGUAUAAAAUAUAAAUUAGGUAAUUAUUUAUAA